GGUCGAGCCGCUCCGCUACUUCCUCGUGCCUGCAAAGUUUUCGUCGGUUCCGCCCCCCUCGGCGGUCCGCCUGACGAGCUCGCCUCUCCUCGCUUCGGCGGUGAGAGGCAGGAAUGCCCCGGCAAGUCCAUCCUGGCUUCGGAUGUGCUGCGCUCGGCAUGGUUCUUCGGCCGAACCAACGAGGCUGAGACGAAAGGAGUCGGAGCCGGAACGCUUCAAAGAUGCAGCAUUGAUCCAAAGGCAGCUACUGAUCUCCAGAUCUUGCUGAAACUACUGAAUUCUGCAUAAUGAUGUCGUUGGGUUACUUAAGCAAGGGAGUCAGCCUAGAUGAACUUAUUGAUACCUGUAUUGAUUCUUUUGAUGCAGAUGGAAACCUGUGUAAAAAUUACCAGCUCCUGACAGUAAUUUUAACCAUGCAUCGACUUAUCAUCUCCUCAUCUGAGAUACUACGAAAACUAAUAGAUCUAUAUAAGGGUGCCUUGGAAAAUAAUUCUUUGCUCUGCUGUAAGAUAUGUUACCUUGUGAGAUAUUGGAUAAGAGAAUUCUGGAUCAUGUUUAAAACAGAUACCAAUCUUACAAAUACUAUGGAAGAAUUUCAGGAAUUGGUGAAAGCUAAUGGUGAGGAGUUACACUGCCGCCUAAUUGACACAUCUCAAAUAAAUGCUCGAGAUUGGUCGAGAAAGAUAACCCAGAGAAUAAAAUCUAACAGCAGUAAGAAACGAAAAGUUUCACUGCUCUUUGAUCAUCUGGAACCAGAGGAGUUGUCAGAUCACCUUACCUACCUUGAAUUCAAGUCCUUCCGACGAAUAUCAUUUCCAGAUUAUCAAAACUACAUCAUAAAUGGAUGUGUGAAGGACAAUCCGACAAUGGAACGCUCAAUCACACUUUGUAACGGUAUUUCACAGUGGGUACAACUAAUGGUAUUAAAUAGACCAACACCACAGCUUCGAGCUGAAGUAUUCAUCAAGUUCAUUCAUGUGGCCCAGAAACUUCAUCAGUUGCAAAAUUUCAACACAUUAAUGGCUGUGAUAGGAGGUCUUUGCCACAGUUCCAUCUCUAGACUUAAAGAAACAAGUUCUCAUGUUCCUCAUGACAUCCAUAAGAUAUUCAAUGAAAUGACUGAAUUGCUCUCAUCUGGUAGGAACUAUGAUAAUUACAGACGUGCUUAUAAUGAGUGCAGUAACUUUAAAAUCCCUAUACUUGGAGUACACCUGAAAGAUUUAAUUUCGCUUUAUGAAGCUAUGCCAGAUUACUUGGAAGAUAAAAGAGUUAAUAUGCACAAAUUGUAUUCUUUGUACAAUCAUGUCAAUGAAUUGAUACAGCUGCAAGAGAUAGGCCCUCCUCUGGAAGCUAACAAGGAUCUUGUCCAUCUCCUUACAUUGUCACUUGACCUUUACUAUACAGAAGAUGAAAUUUAUGAACUUUCAUAUGCUCGAGAGCCAAGAAGUCACCGGGCUGCACCCUUGACACCUUGUAAACCACCAGUUGUAGCAGAUUGGGCAUCUGGAAUUGCCCCCAAGCCUGAUCCAAAGAUAAUUAGUAAGCAUGUCCAGAGAAUGGUAGAUUCUGUUUUUAAAAAUUAUGAUCAUGAUCAGAAUGGAUAUAUUUCUCAAGAAGAAUUUGAGAAGAUUGCUGCAAGCUUUCCUUUCUCCUUUUGCAUAAUGGACAAGGACAGGGAAGGUCUGAUUAGCAGAGAUGAAAUUACAGCUUAUUUCAUGAGGGCCAGUUCAAUCUAUUCAAAAUUAGGCCUUGGCUUUGCCCACAAUUUCCAGGAGACCACUUACCUAAAGCCGACAUUCUGUGACAACUGUGCUGGAUUUCUUUGGGGUGUUAUUAAACAAGGAUAUAGGUGCAAAGAUUGUGGAAUGAACUGUCAUAAGCAAUGCAAGGAUCUAGUUGUAUUUGAAUGCAAAAGAAGACCCAAAAUGACCACUGUGGAUAACAGUCCAACAUCAGCUCUUGCAUCUAGCCUCUGUCCCAUGGGACUUAAAGAGCAUAUGCAUGGGCUGGAGGAAGGAGGAUAUCCAUUUCCUAAUGGCGAGGUGGUUGAACAUAAUGAAGGCAGCAAAGAUAGAACUAUUAUGCUCAUGGGAGCAUCAGCCCAGAAAAUCUCAGUAAGGCUAAAGCCAUCUGUGGUACACAAGGGUAUACAAACUGAUAUAAUGAUGGCGCUCGGUAAUGAAGUGUCUAAUCUACAAAGAGAGUCUGGAACAUCAUCUGAAAGUAGUUUUCUCCAGCCGUCUCCUAUGUUUCCAUGUCCAAGUCCACUUCUUGCCCGGAAAAAGGCGUAUGUGAAAUGGGAAAAUAAGGAUUGCAGUCAAAAAGUGAAGGAAGAUCCACAAACACUAAAACCCACAUAUCAAGAACUAGAAAAGGAAAGAAAUGUUCUGACUGCAGAGAAUGAAGCUCUCAAGCUGCGCCUUAAACAAGCUCAUAAGAAGAUUGAAUUCCUCAGCAUUCAACGAAAUCACAUACUGGACACUAGGGAACAUGGAGAUUGCUUGUAGCUUAGAAGAAAGACAUAGUGAGGAAAAGGAUAAAACCAGUGGGUUUUCUGAGUGUAUUUAAGUGUAUGUAAUUAAAUGUGUGCAGCAUGGCAGGAAUUUAAAGUAAGGUUGUCUUAUUUUGAUUGCUGUUAGUACUUGUGGAUGUAUAUAUUUUGUGCUAUCAGUUUAACUAGUUUACCUUCUGUUUGGCUGAAACUGCGUCGUUUGGAGUUCCUGUUAUUUUUAGAACAAGGAACACACCUGUUGCCAAAGUAACCAAACUGCAUUAUCAAAUAGGAAUGUGUACCUUGGGCUAAUUGUUGCUAAUUUUGGCAAUGCAAACUUGAAAAUGGGUAUGGUUUUUUAUUUGAAACUUAACCACAAAUGUUGCUGCUUGAAUGGGCAUAUGAGUCAAACAGCCAUUUCCAUAUUCUUUUUGAAUUGGUUAGUCUCUUUCUAAGGAUGCACAUUUCAGAUAGGCAGUUCCAAAAGCUUCCUCUUGGCAGCGGUGCACAGAAUAUGGGCAAAAAUAUAAAGAUGCUAGCCACAAAGGUACAAUCAAAGUUUCAUUUGUUUUUUAUGUACAUUGCACACACACACACACACACACACACACACACACACACACAGUGGCAUGGUAGCUCAAUGACUUAAAAGACAUUGGAGAAAGUCUGUAUUCCAGCAGUUCAAGUCCUAUCACUGUGUGACAGAGUGAGCUCCUGUCACUUGCCUCAGCUCCUGCCAGCCUAGCAGUUCAAAACCAUGUAAAUGUAAGUAGAUAAAUAGGUACCACUUCAUGGGAAGGUAACAGUAUUCUGUGUUUCAUCAAACACUUUUUGCUGAAGCAUGAUGUCAUGUUGUCCAUAUAACUGCAGAAAUGUCUUCGGAUAGUGCUGGCUCAAUGGCUUAAAGAAACGGAAAUGAGCCCCCCCCCCAAGAUGGCUACAAGUAAACCCCACAGGGACUCCUUUUCCAUACACACACACAUACAAACCAAACUGACAGAACUGUGAUGGCCUUGGCACUACACCCUCCAGUCUCACUAUGCGAAAAGAUUUUCAACUUGGAUUUUGGCACUGACAUUCUAAAACAAAGUCAAAAUGAGCAAUUUCACUGGCUAUAGAUUUGCAUGAUCCAGCUUUAAAAAAUACCUUUUUUAAAAAAUAUCCCCAGAAAAAGGCUCCUGAUACUGAUGGUUUUGAUUUAGUUUCUAUUGUAGUCAAUAGACCAGAUUCCUUUUGCUUGAAAAUCUUUAAUCAGUUCAGGCUUUCAUAGAAUACCUUUUAAUGAGAAGGAAUGAACCAGAUUAGCAGCAUUAUUUUUUUACUGUGCCACAUAGAUUAUUUCCCGCUGACAGUCAAGUCAAUGCUGGUCAGUUUUGGUCUGUUAUGGCCAUAUGUUACAAGGUAACUUAGCUAUAAUCUUAUUGCUUUUUUUUCUAUCGGGUGGGAAAAUGUGGCUCUUUUACAACCUGUGGACUUCAACUCCCAGAAUUCCUGAGCUAGCUUGGCUGUCUCGGGAAUUCUGGGAGUUGAAGUCCACAGGUUGUAAAAGCCACAUUUGCCCCCCCUGCCCUAGCUGGAAGUUGUAGGUAAUAGUUGACUUAACUGUUGAAAGAUACAAUGCAUCUCCCCUGGGAAUACUUAUUACUCAGUUCCAAAAUUCUGAUGACCACCUCUCCCUGCGUAUUUACAGACAUUUGUAGCACCCUGUGAUCACCUGACCAUGUUUUAGAAUGGUUUUGCUGAAAACUGCCAUUUACUUCAGGUUUUCAGCACACACACAAAAAAACCUAUAGCAAACCAUUGCUUUCCCUAAAAGCCUCAGCAUUUGCUUAGUGGCCAAGGUAACUGCUUUAUGAUCGCAAUGGUUGCUAUACAGCUGCCACAAAAAGCUCAUAAAAUUAGGUCAGUCAUGUGGAUGAGCCAUUUUACGAUCAUCAUUAGUUAUGACCAUGAUGGGCAGGCUCCAUUAUAGUCAUAAGUCAAGUAGCCAUACAUGCAAUGUAUUGAUACAGUUAGAAUGCAAAAUGAGAAGAAAUAAUGUGUAAAUUCAAUGUGUACCAAUGUGGUAGAAACUAAGAUGGUUUGCAAGAAUAGAAAAGAAUGGAGAGUUAUAGCAAAUUGUGAUUGUGCAAACUGAUUUAAUUGGAUUUCUUUUCUCUUUUUGCACACCACUUCUGUGCUUUGCAUAACAUUUGGCUUGCACUGAAAAGGAAUAGCAAAAAGAAAUAGCAUGUUGGGUGUGUACAGUACGUAUUUAUGCGUAUAAAUACAAUAUUUAUUUGAUUCCUAGUGAAAGGUGCUAUACUUCUUUUUCGACCAUUGUGAAAGAAAAUAUUCUCUCACUUGCCAAAUCAAGUGUGCAAGAUUCCCCAGUCCCUCUGCACUUUUGCCAACCCAACCACUUAUAAAUAUCUGUGUACCUUCCUUGACCUGCAGAGCACCUCUUGUGUAUAUCUCUCUGACCAUAAUUCAGGAACCACCUGAUAAGCACAAGCGAUGCUAAAAGCCACUUUCAUGUCUCAUGUCUACAUUUCUUUUUUAAUAGUAAUUUUAUUAAAAAUUGCAAUUAAAAUUGCAACAAUAAAAAUACAAUUAAAGAAAAAAAUAGAAAAGAAAAUAUAUAAAGAAAAAGAAAAUAUAUAAAGAAAUGACUCCCCUCUUCAACACAACAAAUAUAAACAAUUAUAGUAACAUAUUACCCUUAAAAAAUAACUAUGACUUCUUCCCAUAUCCUAUCUAUUAUCUAGAAACAAAUAAAUAAAGCCUCAUCAUUUAAGCCCUGGUGUUAGCAAAAGUCAAUUAAGGAUUACCAGAGAUAACAUAUCUAUUUUAACCUAGAUCAAAUAAAGCAAAUUUAUAUUCCUUUGUUUUACUUCUAAUGUUGAUCUUUAGUCCCUUCAAAUAAUGUCCUAGAACUUGCUUUCUUUUCACUUUUUUCUCCUGUCACAAAAUUCUUCAAAGCUUUAACAAGUCUCUUUUGUAAAUCCAAAAUGGGAAAAUUAUCCAGCUCACUCUAUUGAUUUGUUAUUCGUACAUCCCUUUUAAUUGUUAAGAAAUGAGCUGGGUUUUAUUGUAUUUUUAACAUAACGUCAUUUUCCAUGUCAUUCUUUACAAUUUCUGAAGGUGAUUACAAAAGAAAAGUAUGCAAAGCUAGUGUUCUUUUAAAGGCACCGACUACGAUUUGAGCAAGUUGGCUAUUCCCUCAUCUGCCAGAGCUCUAAAGCCACUGGUGACUGCUGUCUUGUAGUCCUCUCACAAGAUGGAAUUGUCUGGAACACUUGUGGGUGAUCUCAAGUGUUCUUGUCUGGAGGGGAAUUACAAACAGCUUUGUUAAAUUGUCUCUUCAUUCUGCCAUGGUUAUUGGCUCUGCUUUUCAUGGAACUGUCUUGAGUUCUUCUCUGGAAAUGUAUACAUUUGCAUUCCAUAAUGAUUCUAGAACUGACAAAUCAGUAGUACACUAUAAAAUAUUGUGUAGCACACUGUUGAUUUUCAUGUAACUUUUGUUCUAUUUAUUUACAACCUUAUUUUAAGGCUUUGUUCCAAAUGUAAUUUAUUUUUUGUAAUGAUGUAUUUCCCCAGCUAAAAUGGUAUUUGUACUUUGUAUGUAAUAUAUAGUUACUCUUUUUUUGAGUAAUGUCAUGGUACUAUUAUAUUUGUACAUUUCCUUGUAAGGCUCAACUUAAUCUAGAUUCUUUAGAUUCUUUAAAUAAGUAGCUUUUGUAAUUUAAAUAUUUUUCAGAAACAUCUCCAAUUGAUGUUAGGUAAGUCUGAUUAUUUAAUGUAAAUUAUUGUAUAAUAAAAAUGAUCAAUGCUUGUUUUUUUAAGGUUGAACUGAAAACUAGAAGUUAUACACUAAAUGUGAACUGAAGCAAUGAAAAUCGCUUGAUUGCACUUGAUAAUUGUUUGUAUUCUUUUCCAAUAUUUGCUUACCUUUAGCAGUCAUGUAUAAGCCAGCAUAGGAUGCCCCUUUAAGGGGAAGCUGACAGUUGUGAUGUGUAUGUCUGUUCACAUUGAAUUACCUUUUUUUCCUCCCAGCCUGUGCAAGUGUUUUUGUGUGUGUGUGCACACAUACAUAUGUACCAUGUUUCAUAUGUACCGUGUUUCAUGUCCUCAACUUAUGAACAUAAUUUUGAUCAUAAAUCAUUGUGAUUGUAAGUCAUGGCA
Pantherophis guttatus is the source of this 6655-nucleotide messenger RNA. It is a transcript of the gene RASGRP1, whose product is annotated as RAS guanyl releasing protein 1. Gene Ontology annotation, cellular component: plasma membrane. NCBI's taxonomy places the organism in Eukaryota, Metazoa, Chordata, Lepidosauria, Squamata, Colubridae. The record is from RefSeq and is a predicted model, not a curated record. Gene Ontology annotation, biological process: Ras protein signal transduction. Gene Ontology annotation, molecular function: guanyl-nucleotide exchange factor activity; calcium ion binding.